Molecule: messenger RNA, 1218 nt
Organism: Populus trichocarpa (black cottonwood)
Lineage: Eukaryota; Viridiplantae; Streptophyta; Magnoliopsida; Malpighiales; Salicaceae
Product: LEAF RUST 10 DISEASE-RESISTANCE LOCUS RECEPTOR-LIKE PROTEIN KINASE-like 2.1
Exons: 1
Coding region: 370-1218 (282 amino acids)
Molecular function (GO): polysaccharide binding
Source: RefSeq, a predicted model, not a curated record
CAGAUACCAAUGUUUACGUUGGCCAUAGUACAAUAAGUAUAAAACCAUACAUUUAAGACAUGAAACUUGAGAAUUUUAACAAGAACACAGAAUUUGACUAUCAGGAUUCAAAAUACACAUUAUCUUGCUGACAAAAUGACCUGCCUCCUUGUUUGGCCACCUGAAUUUACGUUGAUGCCACUCUCACCAUUAAUUCUAAUGGAAGCUUCUCUUUGAUAAAAUCCCCAUUGGUCAAAUAAGUACUACCAAUUCUAUUGUAUUGAUCGAGUAAAUAACUCCCACCUAUGUGUUUCUUCCUCUUAACUCAAUACUUGAACAACGUUUCCUGUCAAUACCUCUGCAAAAACACGACCGCUACUCCUUCAGGCCAUGUCUUGGCUUAUCCUACUCCUAACCAUAGCCUUGGUCUGUGGUUCAGCACCUGUGUUUGCUGAUGAUGAUGAGCGAUAUCUGAACUGCAUGAAGUCAUUUGAUUGCGGAGAUAUUAAAGAUGUUGGUUAUCCUUUCUCGGGAUCCGAUAGGCCUGAUUACUGUGGCUAUCCCGGGUUUGAGCUCGGUUGCAGCAACCAAGAUCCGGAGAUCACAAUCAUGCAAUCGACUUACAAACUCCUUGGCAUCAAUAACCAGUCGCGGACUCUCAAUGUUUCUAGAUCAGAUUACACAGAAAAUCUAUGUCCUACUCUCCUUUCCAACACCUCUUUGAAUCCAAAUCUCUUGAGUUCCACUUCAGAUCAUGCUGAGGUAACACUAUACUAUGGUUGCCCUAGUCCAAGCCCACCAGCGUUAUCAUCUCAGUUUACUUGCAACAUUAACGACACUGUUAUGGUGGGAAACUUUAUAACAGUCAACUUCUCUGUCCUUAGCAUUACUGAUCCCAGCUUAAUCAGCUACCUGACAACAUGCAACAAUAGUGUUAAAUUUCCUGCCCAUCAAUCAGCUAUUGUGCCAAUUCUAGUCAGUCCAAAUGUAUCAGAGUUUCUUGAAGCUAUUAAUCAAGGUUUUGAGUUGGAGUGGAGUGCAAAUGAUUCAUUAUGUGAUACAUGCGAAUCUUCUGGUGGUCAGUGUGGGUACAACAAGACCACUACAGCAUUCACUUGUUACUGUGCGGGUCAACCUCAAGAUUUUGAAUGCUCAUCAUCACCACAGGCACCUAGUCAAUCUACAAGUAUGUCCUCUUUUCUUUCUGGAUGCCAUAAUUGGAUAGAUAGAGAUAGCUGA